Etheostoma spectabile (orangethroat darter) is the source of this 3844-nucleotide messenger RNA. RefSeq names its product patatin-like phospholipase domain-containing protein 2. Gene Ontology annotation, molecular function: triacylglycerol lipase activity. Gene Ontology annotation, cellular component: cytoplasm; membrane; lipid droplet. Lineage: Eukaryota; Metazoa; Chordata; Actinopteri; Perciformes; Percidae. Gene Ontology annotation, biological process: triglyceride catabolic process; lipid homeostasis. The record is from RefSeq and is a predicted model, not a curated record.
UCAACUUAAGCAUGGGCAUGUAAACUUAUGAGCACCACUGUAUAUUUUGGAUCUUCCUAAAAAAAAACAAUUGAUACACUCUUACAAAAGAAACCCCUCUCAAUAAUUACUUAUGACCCUCUAGAAAUGUGUGGCAGUGUCUGUAUCUGCAGAGACCUGCCCAAGUUCUCCAUAAUAAUUCUAAAAACAAACACAAAAAAGCAGCUGGAUCUAGAAAUGAUAACAACAAUCCAGUGAAUAAUAAAUAAAUGGGGAAACCUAAAGAGGCUGGAUACAAAUCGUCUCCAUGCAGUAAGUACCUUCAUAUAUUGUAUUUCAAACUAGUACUUGUGUUUUUAUUUGUAGGAUGUGCAACAAGUCAAAAGCGGAUUGGUACAAGUACAGCAAUCCCUCUGAAUAACGUUGUUGUCCCCCAUGCCCCUCUUUGUACCCAGUAUGUUGGUUAUGAAAACAGUAUCACAUGUCUUUCAGCUGGCAUAAAUACACUUAAAAAGGUGAAGUGACGAGCCUGUUAUCUAUUUUGAAACAUGUGCCAUUUGAACCUACUGAGUUGUGCAAUACUAUAGCACAGCCAACUGAAGCACUGGCCAUUUCACCUGUGGAAGUAGUAAAGAUAAGACAGUGUUUACAUCUUGGUGAAUAUUGAAAGAAAUCCAAAUGCACCAGCUGAACUCUGAUAGAUGAUUGAAAAAGACUACAGAGACUACAUAGAAUACAUAGUGGAUUUAAGUUGAUGGAAACCUCAGAGAAAAUGUUUAACUGGGACGAGGAGUGGAACAUCUCUUUUGCAGGCUGUGGAUUCCGAUGUAUUUACUACCUGGGAGCUUUGGCCUGUAUCCUUGAGCGGGUCCCACAGCUGGUUCAUGGAGCCUCUAAGAUCUGCGGAGCUUCAUCUGGAUGUCUCGUGGCUGCAGCUCUGGCUGUUGGGAUUCCCAUCGAGCAGUUCUGCGUUGACGUUUUGACCGUGGCGAAAGAGGCCAGAAAACACACACUGGGAGUUUUCCACCCGACAUUCAGUCUGCUGCGGACAGUCCGGGACAACCUGCUGGAGAAGCUUCCAGCAGACGCCCACCUCCGGGCCUCCGGUAAGCUGUGCGUGUCCCUCACCAGACUGGCUGAUUGGAAGAACGUUUUGGUGUCAGAGUUUGCCAGCAGAGAGGAGCUCAUUCAGGCUCUGAUGUGCAGUUGCUUUUUCCCUUGUUACUCUGGUUCCAUCCCACCUUCGUACCGUGGAGUGCACUAUAUGGAUGGAGCCCUGAGCAACAGCAUGCCUCUGUUCGAGCAGAGAAACACCAUCACUAUGGCCCCGUUCUCCGGCGAGAGCGACAUUUGCCCCACAGAGGGUACAUUCAACUUCUUCGAAGUGCACUAUGGCAACGUUAGCAUCCAGGCCAACGUCGGCAACGUGCAUCGGAUCUGUACAUCCUUCCUCCCUCCCACAUUUGAAAAGCUGGCUGAGAUCUGCCACAACGGCUAUGUAGAUGCUCUUCAUUUCCUGAGAGAAAGAGAUCUGCUUGGUACACAGUGUCCUCCCCUCAGUUUGAUGGCGGAGAAGGACACAGUCAAACCUGCUUGUUGUGAGCCCGUGAAGACACUUGUGAAUGGACCAAACCCACAUCAGGAAGAUCAUUGGUGGCUGGAUGUGAAAGUCAUAGAGAACCUCCCAGUCAGCCUCAAGAAAGUGCUGUGCGAGGCGUGCAGGGACAGUCAUUGUGGCGACACCCAGUGGUCUCAGCUCACUGAGUUCCUUCCAGUGAAAGGUGUCAUGUAUCUGCUGGCCCUCCUCAUGUUGCCCAUUGAGCUGACCUUCUCAUUCACCAAAAGCAUGAUAUUAUCGCUGUUAACAUGGACUGCAGAUCUCCGCAGGCAGACAUGGAGCAGCAAAGCCAAGGACCCCGACAGGGCAUUGACAGAGCCGCAUUGCAGCAGAAAGUCCUCUAACUCAGAACUCAGACAGGACUAGACCAAAACAUUAAACCCACGACCUCAACAAGUACCUCAAAUUCUUCAUUGGUAACAACAGUAACCUGGACCUCUUCUAACGCACAUCUACCUGCACAGGCCCAUCCAACUUCCCCAUCCCCAAAACACCUCCAAACCACAGAUGUAAACAGACACUUCAUCACCCAUCAACCAGGCAGAAAUAAGGCAUCAUCAUUGCAAAUGUAAAACCUGUUAUGAAUGGCAUAUGAUUUUUAUCACCUUUUUUAAAUUUUUCAGAAAUAGAGUAGCUUAUUUAUAAUCUCUUAACACUUGUGUACUUCUGUGUAGAAGAAAUGCUUGUUUGGGUGUUGGACUCCUUUGUAUCACCUCAAAAACUACCGGACAUUGUGACCAAAUGCUUAAUCUAACUAUUCCAAAUGAUCAUACUUUUAUGGCUCAGUGGUAGAGCGGUUGCGAGCCAAUCGGAAGGUUGGUGGUUCGAUCCCUGCAGUCGAAGUGUCCUUGGGCAAGACACUAAACCCCGAGUUGUUGUGAAUGUUGAUCCGAUGAGCAGGUGGCACGUUGUACGGCAGCUUUGGCCACAAUGUGUGAAUGGUUUCUGUACUAUGUAAAAGCAUUCAGAGUAGUCGUUGAGACUGGAAAAGCGUAAAUACAGUCCAUUUUAAAGUGCAAUUAGUCUGCCCUUAAUCAAAUGAAAUGAACACACCUUUCUGUUGCAAGACCAGCUUUUUGAACGCAGUGCACAAAAAUCAAUUUGAUCAAGAGUUGACAGGGAAACCGAAGCAAAGUUGUUAUCUGCUGAAUGCAGCCAUUUCAUUGCCAAUAUUUGGUUUUCUUUAAGACUGUAUGAAAAAAAACAAAAAAAGUUUAUGGCCUUUUCUGGUUUCAGUUAACAAAAUAUGUGUACGGCAUCACAGCAGUAUUACAAGGAACAAUGUUGGUACAGAAACAUUUUCAUAGGAUGCAAGUUUAGUGUCAUGCCAAACCAAUUCAAGGAUUUACUGUAAACAUCAGGUGGUUUGGUCAGGACAUAAGAUGUUAAAAGAUCUCUCUUACAUUGUCAAUCAUGUCAAUCUACCUCUGCUAAAGCAUUUUUGGGGGCACUAAGUUACUGUGAAAUCCAGUUCCACAACCUAGCGCACAACCUUUGUUGCAUGUCUGCCCUUCUCUUUCUAUGUUGGGCUCCACCUUCAACUGUUUUCUUUUCUUAUAUAUUGUCUACAAAAUAAAACACUUCUACAUUUACCCACGACGUUGUAUGACAAUUUAAAGUAACAAAAGGUAAUCCAAUAAUAUAGAAAAAGCAUCAUCAGGACAUUUUAAUGGACAGAUGUUCUGUAAAAAUUCCUUGUGAAUGACAUUUUCAUAAACAUACAAAACAUAAUUCUAAAAUUCCUAAAAUCAAAAAAGUGAUGGUUAAAGAUUAAAAUAUAACCUGUGAGUUUUGUAACGUUGUCCUGAAAGGCUUGCCAGGAAUUCCCUCUGUGGUAUCUUGAUCGCACAUGAUCGAGUCUGGUUUCAUCAAGUGAUCACUUUGCAUUGUGGUCAGUUCAUAGCACCAUGAAUGUAAAACAUUAUUUGCUAGCUAAAAGCUCAAUUCACAGAGGACCAUACAGACUUCACACAGAUAAAUCAAACUUUUGAAAUAACCAUCUGGAGUAUUAUCUACUGUCACAACAGUAGACGUGAAGGUAUACACAUUUACUGCAUCACAGUGCAGUACAGUACAAAGGCAAAAACAUAUUUAAAUACGUGAUCUUCCCCAAGCACAGUCGCGCAUCAUUGUCAAGUCCCUGAUUUCACAUAUUUAAAAAGACUGCCAUGAAGAUGAUCAUACAUGUAUCAAGACCACAAACAAAAUAAAAAGUGCAGAUGGAAUAUUCUGCAAAACCUCUAAAAA